GUUGUGCACCUAGUUUCUGUUUUAACAGAUCAUAAUAAUAACAGCAUGGCAGAUUACAUGUAACAAGCAGUGCAAUUUAAUUGAUAAAUUACGAAAUUGCAAUUUGUUAAAUCUAUACGUGUCAAUCUAUCGCUGUGCGUUCAAUUUUCUCGAUUGUUGCGAAAAUAAAGCAUACUCUAGCGCGGCCGCGAAAUAGUUUCGCGCUUGCAACAGUCGACGUAACAGUUACGUUGACACUAACGUUGCGAAUAAUUAGGAAAUUCUGUUUCCAUUGAACUUUGCUAGUAGGAUACGUUUACAGUGCAAUUGCAUUGACAGUUUUUAACAUACUAUAAUCACAAACAAUUUGAUGUUAAAUAUUGCUCGAGUACUAAUUACAUUUUAAUAUAGUACAAUCAAUCAUUCCUUUCGUUAAAAAGGCGUCAACGUUCAAUUGUAUUGUGAACACUCGCAACGACAGGUUGUCCAGCGUUUUAAGAAGUAGUAACACACGGCCUCAAAAUUCAGCCCCACUACACGACAUACUUUAUUUUCGUAUUAAUUAGUUUAUUAUUUUCGGCGAAUGCGUAUGAAAUGGCUUGGUCUGGCAGAUUUCGUGCAAGAAAUAACAAAGAACUUGUGCAACAUCUUAAACAAUCAAGGAUAAUUAAAUCUGAUAGAGUUUAUGAAGCAAUGUCUGCUGUAGACAGAGGAAAUUAUACCCAUCCCUAUUACGCAUAUGUUGACUCUCCACAAGGGAUUGGUUAUGGUGCAACCAUAAGUGCUCCUCAUAUGCAUGCAUAUGCUUUGGAGAUACUUGAAGACAAAUUACACAAUGGCGCCAAAGCAUUGGAUGUUGGAUCUGGUUCUGGAUAUUUGAGUGCAUGCAUGGCAAUGAUGUUAGAGCCAAAUGGAACAGUUGUGGGUAUUGAUCAUAUUCCUGAACUUAAAGCAUUUGCUGAAGAAAAUAUUAUGAGGGAUAAACCAGAACUUCUCAAAAGCGGUCGUCUUGAAUUAGUUGUUGGAGAUGGAAGAUUAGGAUACCCUGAGAAAGCACCAUACGAUGCUAUUCAUGUAGGAGCAGCAGCCAAGGAAAUGCCACAGGCUCUCAUAGAUCAGCUAGCUCCUGGAGGACGUCUGGUAUUACCAAUGGGCCCAGAGAAUUCUGAUCAAACAUUAGUACAAAUUGAUAAGACAAUGGAUGGAAAGAUUAAGAAGAAGUCACUUACUAGUGUCGUUUUUGUUCCACUCACUAGUAAAAAUAAGCAAUACCCUUCAUGAAAUUCAUGCUUGCUCCAAUAAGUGAGCAUGCCCGCUGAUGUAUCAUUGAAAUUAGAAAAUUCAUUUGUUUUGCAUUAAAAUUGAAUAAUCGUACAAAUUAAUAUAUUUUGUGUUAGAAAAACAAUGUGUAUCUCUAGUCAGAAAAUAUUAUAUUGUACUACAAUGUAAGAAAUUUCUUAAAUUAUUUUUCACGAACGUUAAAAUAUACGUUAUAAUUUAUUGUACUCCGAACCCUUAAGAAUAAAUGCAUUCUUAAAAUGUA
Molecule: messenger RNA, 1522 nt
Organism: Megalopta genalis
Lineage: Eukaryota; Metazoa; Arthropoda; Insecta; Hymenoptera; Halictidae
Product: protein-L-isoaspartate(D-aspartate) O-methyltransferase
Biological process (GO): protein modification process
Cellular component (GO): cytoplasm
Molecular function (GO): protein-L-isoaspartate (D-aspartate) O-methyltransferase activity
Source: RefSeq, a predicted model, not a curated record